This is a messenger RNA of Aegilops tauschii subsp. strangulata, 1740 nucleotides long. RefSeq lists its product as uncharacterized. The record is from RefSeq and is a predicted model, not a curated record. NCBI's taxonomy places the organism in Eukaryota, Viridiplantae, Streptophyta, Magnoliopsida, Poales, Poaceae.
CAGAUAUACUCCACCCAGACAGAGCAAGUCUAGGGUUUCUUCGCAUAAGCAGAGCGGCGAUGGCGAAGGCGGAGGCGGAGGCGGAAGUGGACUCCUACAUUAAUUAUAUGUUGAUGCAGAGGAGGGAGGCGAUGAGGAAGGUUGAUGAGGCGCGGGAGAGGAUGAAGAGAGGAGGCCCCGGCCGCAAAAUGAAGAAACGGAAGACGGAGACGGGAAAGAGCUCAAAGAAGGCGCCGGCGGUUCCGGUGGAGAUGAGCGUCAGCGAGGUGGGGAGCAGCCCAGCGGAAUCUGAAGAUCUGGCGAGGACAAGGGAGAUUAUGGAAGCAGCCAUGGCCAAGAUUCUGGCGCGGAUGAAGGGGAUCGUCAUCAAGGAGCCGGUCAAGACGAUGACAGAGGAGGACGUCGCGGCGGCGGCCGUGUACAGAGCCAAGGCGGAGGAGGCGCGCAGGAACGAGGACCGGCCGGAGGAGUCCAGCGCCCUCAACAAGUGGAUCGCCACGGGAGACCCCGAGGCCGUCAAGUGCCGCAAGAGGUGGAUUGCGGAAGACAUGGAGGCCCUGAGGCUCAGGGACAUGGAUCCCGACGAGGAUACCUCCGACUGGCGUGCCUUCGAGGCCAAGGAGUUCCGCGAGUUCUGGGAAUACCUUUAUCCCAAAUCCUUCGGUAAAUUCGAGGACAACACGCGUAUCCCAUCCAUGCUUUACACGGACAAGAAGUCGUCUGGUGGCACAGCCCACCCCAUAAGAACUCUGCAGGUCUUUUCAGUCAAAGUUGCAGGACUACAAGAUGGAGUGCACUGGCCGCUGGAAGUGUUUGGCGUCGUUGCUGCGCGAGACUGUUUGGAUCAUAAUCGCAAUAUUAUCUUCGAGCGCGAAAGGGAUAACUGCCAAAAGAUCCACAAGGAGAAUCCGUAUCUGACACUGACAGGUCCUAGCCGUGCUAUUGUGGUGGUGGAUCCUGUGUGGUUUGAGGUUGCAUUGAAAGUGAAGGGCGCCACUGAAUCUGAGGAUAAAGAGUUAAGCUAUCACGUCGAUCCUUAUUAUAUUUCCGGCUCAAUGAAAUCCUAUGUGUUCAAUCGCGUCAGGGCUAGCAGGCUGAGCACAAUGGAGUUGACAUUGGGUGACAUGGUUCACUCCGUGGAGGCCACCAUCAGUGUGAAAGUGGUUGGCGGGGAGUGGCCACAAGGUUUCAGAGGUGUAUUUACAGCCACUACCGCCAGCAUAGACGAGGAGAAAAUCGAGUUGCUUGAUUUCGGAGACGACAAAUUGCCUGUUGCAGCUGAUGGCCCGAUACAGCUCUCACGAAGUGUUGUGUCUGUUGAAGACGACGGGCAGCUGAGAGUCUCUGUCAUGGCGCGUCACCUGGUGGAUCGAUCUGUCCGACGGGAUUCUGGAGUACUCGCAGCUAAGACAUCCUCCAGAAGCUAUGCUAAACUUGAAGUUUUCUCUUGUAAGAUGGAAGUCACUGUCGCCUGGUCUCUUCUCCCGUACUGGCCACAUUACCGUGACAUGCCGUGUCCUAGCAUAUGAAUGGCUUUGGUUUGGCUCUAGUUGCCGGAAGCACAGUAGUUAUUUAUCUAAUGCAUGUAUGUAUGGUUCAUAGCAUGUGUUAUGCGGUGGUACUGUAGACAAGUCAGAUUCGAUGGCUGUUAAGCUUAUAUAUGCUUGUAUAAUGAGUUACGGCCGUGCUGUCUCGGUCAACUAGUCUUUUGGUUCAGUCCUUGCACAGGGAAAAUAAUUA